GGACGCGCCAGUCUCGAUUGGAGAUGGGUUUUCUUUCAGUGGAGGAAAAUAUUCAGAUGGACCUAGUCGAUCCGAUGAAUGGUUUGCUCAGGGGAAAAUGUGUUUUAGAUCAAAGCUCAUCCUGUAUAUGGAGGCAAAGGGAAAGCAAAGGAUCCAAUAUUUGGUCUUACAAUGGGUGCUGGUUCGCAAUCCCCAGCCGAUGUUUUCAGAUGGUUCUGCAUCGAGAAGGGAAGCUCUGCAAAUCCUUUGGUCAUUUUAAUUCAUGGUUUUCCGUCACAAGCAUACUCGUAUCGCAAAGUUCUUACUGUACUGUCUGAAGAUUAUCAUGCCAUUGCUUUUGAUUGGCUUGGUUUUGGAUUUUCAGAUAAGCCUCAGCCAAAAUUUGGUUUUGACUAUACUUUGGAUGGUAGACAUUAUAAACCACAAUUAUAUUAUGCUUCAUCUCUGGAGUCACUUGUCAAUGAAAUGGCUCCUGAUAAGCUUUCUCUUGUUGUUCAGGGUUAUUUUGCUCCUGUAGUUGUAAAGUAUGCCAGUUGUCAUCAAGAGAAACUGAGAGAUCUUGUUCUCAUCAAUCCCCCUUUGAUGGAGAAACAUGCAAAGUUGCCAUCAACAUUGGCCCUAUUCAGCAACUUCUUGUUGGGCGAAAUAUUCUCCCAGGAUCCCCUCAGGGCUAGUGACAAGGCUUUGACCAGCUGUGGACCAUAUAUGAUGAAAGAGGAAGAUGCCAUGGUUUACAGAAGACCUUACCUUACAUCUGGUUCCUCUGGUUUCGCACUAAACGCAAUAAGUAGAGCCAUGAAGAAGGACUUAAAGGCAUAUGUUGGAACCAUGAGGACGAUACUUACCAAUAAAUCGUGGAAAACUAAUACAACAAUAUGUUGGGGGUUGAGAGAUCGUUGGCUAAGUUAUGACGGCGUCGAAGAUUUUUGCAAGGCCUCAAAUCAUAAACUAGUGCAGCUGCCUAUGGGUCAUACCCCAAUGCAUGUUGGUUAUUUAAUACGCUGUGUAUACAAAGGAUAUACAAGAUGGAAUAUAUUCUAUGACAAGCUCAGAGUAUCUUACAGAUCGAAUUUUGCUGCUGGCAUAUUCAGAUGGGCUCCUCCACAACCGUAUUAUCAGUCAGAGGAUACAUCUCAGAGCCAGAACUUCUGCGAGAGAUCCAAAAAUGCUUAUAAUCCGGUGCGCGUUUCUUAUGGGAUGAACAUACAAAACUACAACGCUGCUUAGUUAGAAGUGUGGGCUGAUGUGCCUUCUGACUAUGCUCAUAAUCCGGAUAUCUACAAGAGGCAUCGCCACUCGAUCCAAUUUUAGAUAUCGGCAGGUCAUCAUGUACAAGAGGAUUCUGGUGAAGAACUUGGAAGGAUCAUAGCAGAGAUUAUCAGCAAAAGCAAAUAAGUUGCCAUGAUUUUGAUCCUCUCUCUCUCUCUCUCUCUCUCUCUCGCUCUCGCUCUCUCUCAUGUGGAACUUUAAAAUCUUGACAGACCAAAAGUUAAGCACUGAGCAGCUUCAGCAAUGUAAAGGUGAUGCAUAGUUAGUGGGGUUUAGCGAACUAAUAAACCUUGAUGAUGGUGAUGUUUACCUAGCAAACAAGAUCUGGAAUCUUGAUCAUGGGAGAUUUGCUCCGCUGAAAGUUCAGCCACCCAUUGUGGAAAGCAAUAUUUAUAUUUGAAUCUCCAUCCCUUGGUUUCAGGUUCAAUGUAAGGAAAAAUAUUGGGACAUGGAAACUCCUUUAAAAGUUCUGUGGGCAGUAGAAAGUUAGUGGAACCAAGUAGCAACCGUAACUUUAUGGUUUGUUUAUCACUUUGUUUCUGGUAGAUCAGUGGAGCUAUCACUAGGGAAAGUAAUCGCUCUUUUCUUAUCUGUUUAAUUGGUUAUUGGAUUAGUGACAUGGUACGAAUGUCGGAGGAUCCUUCCAAGAGGGCUGAAAAAGGUGGAAAAAGCACCAUUCAAGCAUUUUAUUCAAUUUGACUUCUCCCAAAAGCAUGCAUGCUAAAUGGAGAUGGAUCCCAUUAUAUGGGUGGAAUCCCUAUACUAUUUUAAUAUGUUCAGCAAAACUUUUCAACUCCAUUGAUGUGCAAAACUACAAUUAUUUUUGAUGUUAUAAAAGCAUUUUAAGUUCUCUUUGAACAAA
Phoenix dactylifera (date palm) is the source of this 2131-nucleotide messenger RNA. Lineage: Eukaryota; Viridiplantae; Streptophyta; Magnoliopsida; Arecales; Arecaceae. The record is from RefSeq and is a predicted model, not a curated record.